AUUGGGACAUCAAUAAUAUUUUUUGGUGACAUGAGUAGCAAGUGAAAUGCAUCCAGUCGAGACUGAUCACGUGUUCAAUAUUGUUAACAACAGUGUUGUUUACAUUGGAUACCUUCAACUCAUUGCUUGGCCUAGACUCUGGACAAGCUACGAGUUUAAAGUUUGCUAUUAGUUGAUCGCCCCGACUUGAAGCGCUAGCAUUGGAAAUAUAAUUUGCAAAAGAUAAUUCAAAAUGGCAGAAAAGGCGGCACCUCAAGGGGAUCCUGAUUCCGAUGCAGAGUAUGAAGAAUUAGUAAAAAAGUUCGGAGAAUUCAAUGCCGCUUCAGAUCUUGUUAAAAAAGACAAGACGAAGUUGACAACAAAGGCGUGUGGUAAAAUGGUGAAAGAAUGUCUCAAUGGUGAUUUUGGGAAAUACAAGGUUUGUGAAAGGACCGACGCCAGCGUUUUCCCCGCAGUGAAACCUACACGUCAAAAAGAUAUGCCUUUGAACAAGGAAACUGUCAAAAAGUUUUGUUAUAAACUUGGACAUGAGAUGGCUAAGGAAAAACACAAGUCAAAGUCAAGCACUCUAAAAGAAAAUGACAAGGAGUGUCAAGAAUGCAGGCACACAAUCAAAAAACUCUUUAGAGAAACAAAACCAGGCAAUUCAGGAACGAAAGCGUCAAAGACCGGUGGCGUGGACCGGUUGACAGAUACCAAACAUUACACUGGGAGUCACAAGGAAAGGUUUGACGACACUGGAAAAGGAAAGGGGAAAGAAGGACGUGAAAAUCUCCAUGCAAAUGACGGAUAUGUGGGACAGUACAAAAAUAAAGAUUCUUACGACAAAAAGAAGAAAUAGAAUUGAACAAAAACAUAGCCCUUGACGGUUUCUGUUAUACAUUGUAUUUUAUUCUAUUAUAUGGAUGUGUUUGGUUAAAAUGUAUAUUAAUGUAGUUUUGACUUUAUAUAAAAUUAAUUUAUUGUACUCUUGAAGUUACUUCAAAUUGUGCACUUAAUAAAUAAGUACAAAGAGUUCAGUUUUGAAAUGUGUUUGACAGAUAUGAUUCAUAUAUUGAGGUACAUUUACACUUAUUGGUAAUGCUUGUAUUUUUUGUUGUUGCUUUUUUAAAAUGUUUUUUUGUGGUUAUUUGGAUUUCUCUGCAAUAUCAGUUGCGACUGCAUUUCAUCCAAUGUGAUGUGUUGAAUAGCGUAUUCAUUGACGUCACUAUUGUAAUGACGCAUGCUACCGGAAAAUCAUUAACAUUUUUGUUUCGUGAUUUUUUUAUUCUAUUUCGUACAGACCUUAUAUAUACUGUUUAGAGACUAUUUUGAUGUAAUUAAUACAAAAAAUGCACAACUUACACGUUUAUAUUCGAAUAAAAUGGUGAUGUACAUUUAGGAAGUAAAUAAUAACUGUUUGCAUAUGCGUAAAUAAAAUUUAACAAUGUGUUAAGAAAAUAUAAUAAAAAUGUUGUCCAUAAUCUUAAAAAUGAUAGUAUAUCUCGAAAACCUUUUGAUACUUACUUUGAUAAAAAAAAAUUUGGAAGUUAAGAACUAAAAGCUAAAGAAUUAUUUACAUGAUUAUUAUUUAUAUUAUACAACAUUUGACUGAAUUUCAAUAAAAACAUCAUUUGUUCA
This is a messenger RNA of Ruditapes philippinarum (Manila clam), 1620 nucleotides long. Its product is annotated as tubulin polymerization-promoting protein family member 3-like. Gene Ontology annotation, molecular function: tubulin binding. NCBI's taxonomy places the organism in Eukaryota, Metazoa, Mollusca, Bivalvia, Venerida, Veneridae. Gene Ontology annotation, cellular component: microtubule. The transcript has 4 exons. The coding region runs from base 233 to 841 and encodes 202 amino acids. The record is from RefSeq and is a predicted model, not a curated record. Gene Ontology annotation, biological process: microtubule bundle formation; microtubule polymerization; positive regulation of protein polymerization.